UCAUUACCACGCAGGGGCGGGUGUGUGUCUUCAUCUACAACACCGCGAUGAUGAGAUUUCUCUAAGGCAGACGCCGACAGUACUUACUGUCUUAACAUACUCAACUAUUCUAUUUGGACAUUUGGGUUUUACAAAUCAAGGACUGACCCACUGCUGGAACAUAAGAAAGACACUGCGAACCAGCUACAUUUUGGAAUCCUUCGCGCGUUCCUGCCUUCUCGCUGUCGAACGGACUUCCCACUUCGCUACCCGUCCCUGUCGCAGCCUGCCUGACAGAAAUAUUCAUCUAAUUCAAACUUCACUAUUAAAUUUACGUGUAGAAGAUUCCAAACGAAAGCAUAGCCGCAUAGCGCAGCCUCUCCUCUCGCUGAAAAGGACUCGCGCCUUCUUACCUAGCUGUAUAAUGCCGACACAUUUGAGAUUUCGGAGAAGGUCAUUCCUAGGGCUAUUAUUCCUAUUCUCCCUCUCCACCUCCGCAUUGUACUUCAUCUACUCGGCACCCGGUAUCGUAAACGAGUACCUGUUCAUGGUCAAGGCCAGAGGGAUCCACUUCCAGGAGAAUGUCCAGAAGAUCGGUGCCCAGGUGAUAGAGCAGGUGGUGCGGGGAGCCUACAGUGGAGCCAAUGGCACAGAUUAUACCUACGACUUCAAUCAAAGUGAGCCAGAGUUGCCGCCCACCCCCUACCUGCCCGAGGGCUUCACCUAUCUCCCUAACCAGAUCUGCCCAGAGAAGCUCCCCUCCAUGAAGGGUCAUGUGGAUGUGAACAUGAGUGAGACGUCCCUGGAGGAGGUGGAGAGGGCCAUGUUGGAGGAGGCUCCUCGUUGGCUCAGGGGGGGCCACUGGAAACCAGAGGACUGCAUACCACGCUGGAAGGUGGCGAUACUGGUGCCUUUUAGGAACCGCCACGAGCAUCUGCCCAUCCUUCUGCGCCACCUGAUCCCCAUCCUGCAGAAGCAGCGGCUGCAGUUUGCCUUCUAUGUCAUCGAGCAGGCGGGCAACGAGCCGUUUAACCGCGCCAUGCUGUUCAACGUGGGCUUCAAGGAGGCCAUGAAGGACGCGGCAUGGGACUGCAUGGUCUUCCACGACGUGGACCACCUCAUGGAGAACGACCGCAACUACUACGGCUGUGGCGACAUGCCCCGACACUUUGCCGUCAAACUCAACAAGUACUCCUACAUGCUUCCAUACCAGGAGUUCUUUGGCGGCGUCAGCGGUCUGACUGUGCGACAGUUUAAGAGGAUAAAUGGCUUUCCCAACGGUUUCUGGGGCUGGGGGGGUGAGGACGAUGACCUGUGGAACAGGGUCCAGUACGCAGGCUACUCUGUGAGUCGACCACCAGGGGAGAUGGGCCGCUACAUGUCCAUACCACACCAUCACCGUGGAGAAGUCCAGUUCCUUGGCAGGUACACACUGCUGCGACGCUCCAAGGAGAGGCAGGGCCUGGACGGUCUCAACAACCUGCGCUACAGCCCCCUAGUGUCCCGGAGGACUCUCUACACCAACGUGACGGUCACCCUGAGCAGAGACAUGGCCCCGGUGGCUGACUACUGAGCAGAACCACGCACACACACACGCACACGCACACGCACACGCACACGCACACACACACACACACACACACACACACACACACACACACACACCGCCUGCACACCCUGGGAUCAGGAGCUUUUGGUCUGAUUGAGAGGGACUGGAGAGGGUUCGUACUACACACACACACACACACACACACACACCUCCACACACACACACACACUCUACCACUCCGCCUACAUACCCCUCUCUCACUUUCGCCCUCUGGUGUGCAGAGAUCUCCCUUACACCCUCCAUGACUCCCCCUGACGCCUCUGUCCCUGCCACAGCUGCACAGAGUGUCUACACACACACACACACG
Messenger RNA from Engraulis encrasicolus (European anchovy), 1895 nucleotides. It is a transcript of the gene b4galt5, whose product is annotated as UDP-Gal:betaGlcNAc beta 1,4- galactosyltransferase, polypeptide 5. Gene Ontology annotation, cellular component: Golgi apparatus. The coding region runs from base 404 to 1552 and encodes 382 amino acids. Gene Ontology annotation, biological process: carbohydrate metabolic process. NCBI's taxonomy places the organism in Eukaryota, Metazoa, Chordata, Actinopteri, Clupeiformes, Engraulidae. The record is from RefSeq and is a predicted model, not a curated record. The transcript is spliced from 9 exons. Gene Ontology annotation, molecular function: UDP-galactose:glucosylceramide beta-1,4-galactosyltransferase activity.